AUGACAAAAUAUAGUAGAUUACUAAUCAAUCUAAAUAUUAGAAUUGAACUCAAAUAUAUAUUAGACGAACAAAAGAAACAACAGAAUCAACAAUCACAAUCACAAUCACAAUCACAAUCACAAUCUCAAGUACAAGAACUAACACAAGGCUCCACUUUCAAUAAUGUUCUCACAUCGUAUAAGUCGUGGCGAAAAUCACUGAUCACUCAACAAGACAAUUACUUUUCUAAAGAGUUCCUUACAACCGACAUUCUUCACAAAGAUUAUAGAAGAGCAAUUGUAUUUAUUCAACACAAUGUACCUGUAACAAACGAAUCAAUAUUUCUCAACCAACAACUAUUGUACAAAAGUCAGGAAGACCUCAUAUUGCCUCUUUUCCCAUUGGCCAGAGAUAUUCUAAUUAUGCGUUAUAUGACACCCACCCAUCUCGUUGUACAAGAGUUUUAUCAAUCUGUCUUUUCCAAGAAGAUCUCAUUGACCAAAGAUGCUGUUGGAAGAAUCCUAGAGAAAUAUCUUUUUGAUACAUUGUUGGAACACAACCUCUUACAAGUACAGCCCUCACUGGUGACAGGAACAGAUGACAGAAAAGGUGUUACCUGCUAUGAAUUUACCCUUUGUUCACAAGUCGUCUUUGCAUGGGACAUAGUCCAAUAUAUCGUGGCUCAAAAUGAUUUAUCACAAAUCGAUUGGUCUAAGCCCUCACUUAUCAUUCCUCGUGCGUCUAACUACAAGGUGGCUGAUUGGUUCUUCUGGAAUCCUUCCUCAAAGACUCUGUCUGCUUUCCAGGUUACUAUUGGUUCAAAACCCGCUAGCAAAUGGGCUGAAUCCGGUCUCAGAACCCAAUUCCAAAACUCUUGUCACUUUACUAAAGAUAUUUUUGUUUGGAUUGUGAAGAAUGAUUUUGACUAUAAUCAGAAACACUUUAUUAAUCAAUACUUUAUUACCAUUCCAGAAUUAGCAAAUAACAGAAUGUUUGAUUUACUUAAACAAUUUACUGUAUAA
This is a messenger RNA of Heterostelium album PN500, 1002 nucleotides long. RefSeq lists its product as uncharacterized. Bases 1 to 1002 code for a protein of 333 amino acids. The record is from RefSeq and is a predicted model, not a curated record. The transcript is spliced from 2 exons. NCBI's taxonomy places the organism in Eukaryota, Evosea, Eumycetozoa, Acytosteliales, Acytosteliaceae.